Molecule: messenger RNA, 1083 nt
Organism: Trichosporon asahii var. asahii CBS 2479
Lineage: Eukaryota; Fungi; Basidiomycota; Tremellomycetes; Trichosporonales; Trichosporonaceae
Product: fructose-bisphosphatase
Exons: 5
Coding region: 1-1083 (360 amino acids)
Biological process (GO): fructose metabolic process; fructose 1,6-bisphosphate metabolic process; sucrose biosynthetic process
Cellular component (GO): cytosol; cytoplasm
Molecular function (GO): fructose 1,6-bisphosphate 1-phosphatase activity
Source: RefSeq, a predicted model, not a curated record
AUGACUGACUCUCCUGACUUCGAGGCUCCCCCCACCGACCUCAUCACCCUCACUCGCCACAUUCUCAACAGGCAGCAUGAGAUCGGAGAGAAGGCCUCCGGUGACCUCACCCUCCUCCUCGUCGGCAUCCAGGCGUCCGUUGGUGCUGUUACUGCUGCCGACGUAGCUGACAACCAGGUGACCUCGAAGUACAUUGCUUCGAACGUCCGCAAGGCCCGUCUCAUCAACCUUGUCGGUCUCGCCGGUGCCUCCAACGUCCAGGGCGAGGACCAGAAGAAGCUCGAUGUCCUCUCCAACGACAUCAUGGUGAACGCGCUCUCGGCCUCGGGCAAGGUCUCCGUCAUGGUUUCCGAGGAGAUUGACGACCCUAUCAUUGUCAAGGGCUCCAAGGGCACCUACGCCGUCGUCUUCGACCCCCUUGACGGCUCCUCCAACAUUGACGCUGGUGUCAACGUUGGUACCAUCUUUGGUGUUUACAAGAUCGAGGAGGGCCAGGAGGGCACCGUCGCCGACGUCCUCCAGCCCGGCAACAAGAUGGUUGCUGCCGGUUACACCAUGUACGGUUCGUCGUGCAACCUUGUCCUCUCGACCGGCCAGGGUGUCGACGGCUUCACGCUGGACGAGUCGCUCGGCGAGUUCAUCCUGACCCACCCCAACAUCCGCAUCCCCGACCGUGGCAAGAUCUACUCGUUCAACGAGGGCAACUCGAUGUUCUUCUACCCCCCUACGCUCGAGUACCUCCAGUCGAUCAAGUACCCCGAGAACAAGAAGCCGUACAGCGCUCGUUACAUCGGUUCGAUGGUUGCCGACGUGCACCGCACGCUCCUCUACGGCGGUAUCUUCGGCUACCCCGACGACAAGAAGAGCAAGGACGGCAAGCUCCGCAUGCUCUACGAGGCGUUCCCGAUGGCGUUCCUAACCGAGCAGGCCGGCGGUGUCGCGACGACUGGUUCGCAGCGCAUCCUCGACGUCCAGCCGAAGAACAUCCACGGCCGCUGCCCCGUCUUCCUCGGCUCGAAGGAGGACGUCAACGACCUCAAGAAGUUCUACGACAAGUGGCAGUCGCCCGACAAGAAGUGGUAA